Molecule: messenger RNA, 3252 nt
Organism: Penicillium expansum
Lineage: Eukaryota; Fungi; Ascomycota; Eurotiomycetes; Eurotiales; Aspergillaceae
Gene: pkcA
Product: protein kinase c
Exons: 10
Coding region: 1-3252 (1083 amino acids)
Biological process (GO): protein phosphorylation; signal transduction; fungal-type cell wall biogenesis
Molecular function (GO): ATP binding; diacylglycerol-dependent serine/threonine kinase activity
Source: RefSeq, a predicted model, not a curated record
AUGGAUGGGGACGAGCUGAUCGCCUCGGUCUUCCGCAAGAUCGAGCGGGAGAAGGCCCUCAUUACCGCUGCCAGUAACAUGCGGCAGUCGACCGACAAUCCCCUCGUGCAACAGAGAGUCGAUGCCAACAUCCGCGAUGGCCGCAAAAAUAUCGCUUACCUGGAGGAGAAAAUGAGAGAAUUACAAAUCCGUCAAAUGAAUCAGGAAGGUGGCUCACCCGGCCAGCGUGGAGGCCCGGCCCCCCCGCCCAAAGACCACGGAUACGCUGGGGAGCAAGGUGAUGGCCACUACCCUCAGGGUGGUGCUGGCUCGAUGCCUUCUGGUGCCCCAUUCGCUGACCCCCGACCUUACGCUCCGAUCCCUAAGGCGAGGCCCAAUUACACAAAGCUAGAUCUGAUCAAGUAUGACACUCCAUACCUCGGACCGAAGAUUCAACUCAUGCUGUCUCAAUUGGAGUUCAAGCUGAGCGUAGAAAUGCAAUAUAAAGCCGGUAUCGAAAAGAUGGUCCGGCUGUACCAGGAUGAGGGCGACCGGAAGAGCCGAGCUGACGCUGAGGGCCGUCGCAUUGAGAGUAACCAAAAGAUUCAGCUUCUAAAGCAGGCGUUGAAGCGAUACGAGGAUCUUCAUGUUGAUAUUGAAUCCGCCGAUGCACCAGACGAUGAGAGUCUUAGCGCCCCGAACAUGCGCAAGCCGCUGACCGGUCUGCUGACGAUGCGCAUCCAUGGAGUCAAGGACGUGGACCAUGCGGCCAGUUCGCGAUUUUCUCGAGGACCGGAGACAUACAUUGUCGUCAAGGUUGAAGACACGAUCAAAGCGAGAACCAAGGCCACCCGAAACGAUAAAUGGCUGGACGAAAGCUUUUCUAUGGAUAUCGAUAAGGCAAACGAGAUCGAAUUGACUGUCUAUGACAAGUCAGGAGAUCGUCCAGUACCGAUCGGUAUGCUUUGGGUGCGCAUUUCUGAUAUCGCAGAGGAGAUGCGUCGUAAGAAAAUCGAGACGGAGCUCAACGCAUCUGGCUGGGUAUCUGCAGAUAAGAUGGGCGAUGGCGGAUCUCCUCGACACGACCACGCCGGCUCUCCUAUGGGCUCUUCACAUGGCCCUAGCCCCGGAGGACGCCCGGGCACCUCGGGACAUGGUGCACAUGGACACCAUGGUGGCGAGAGCUCAAAUGCUCCCCCGUCUGUGACGAUUGAUUCAUGGUUUGCCCUGGAACCGGUUGGCCGAGUUCAGCUUCAAAUGAGCUUCGCCAAACAACUGAAGGACCGCCGUCCCUUUGAUAUUGGUCUUAACCGUCAAGGUGCCGUGCGUCAAAAGAAGGAGGAGGUUCACGAGAAGCAGGGUCAUAAGUUCGUCACCCAGCAGUUUUACAACAUUAUGCGAUGUGCACUGUGUGGAGAAUUCCUCAAGUAUGCUGCCGGUAUGCAAUGUGCGGACUGCAAGUACACCUGCCACCGCAAGUGUUACUCCAAGGUUGUCACCAAGUGUAUCAGCAAAGCCAACUACGAGACCGAUCCGGACGAGGAGAAAAUCAACCACCGCAUUCCCCACCGAUUCGAAGGCUUCUCCAACAUCUCCGCGAACUGGUGCUGCCACUGUGGCUAUCUGCUUCCGUUUGGACGCAAAAAUGCCAAGCGCUGCUCUGAAUGUAGUCUUACCUGUCACGCUCAGUGCACUCACCUUGUGCCCGAUUUCUGUGGAAUGACGAUGGAAGCCGCCAACCAAAUUAUCGAGACAUUGAUUCGCACCAAGCAUCAUAACAAGUCUGCCUCUGUUAGUUCUGGCCUCAGCAACCGUACCCUCCGAGCAGGCGGCCCGCCGCAGCCCGCUCAAGACAACGCUGCCCUCUCCUACCCCCAAAAGCCGAUGGAAGGACCCUACGGGGUUAUUCCUAGACAACCCUCCGCAGAAGCGGCUGCACAGCGCCAACAGAUGGCACCGAAAUCGCCCACAGGACCUGCCGCCGCCGCCGCCGCUGCCGCCGCAGCUACCGGGCUCCGUAGCCCCCAGCAACCCCCAACCGAAAUGGGCCGUCCCAUGCCACCACCCCAGGCACCUGCGCAGCCUCAACACGCCCAUUACGACCCAUCCGCUUAUGCCAAUUUCCCGCAACAGCCUCCACCCCAGGCUAUGCAGAAGGUGCAGCCUGCGGCUUAUCCAAUGGCGCCGCCUCCUCAGCCCAUUCAGCAACCCAUUCCCCAACAACAGCAAGUUGCAUCUCCUAUCAAGGAGGACGCUGCAGCGCAGGCAAAGGCUCGCAUCGGAUUGGAUCACUUCAAUUUCCUUGCUGUUCUCGGAAAAGGUAAUUUCGGAAAGGUCAUGUUGGCUGAGACAAAGAGCUCCCGCAAGUUGUAUGCCAUCAAGGUGUUGAAGAAGGAAUUCAUUAUCGAGAACGAUGAAGUGGAGAGCACCAAGUCCGAGAAGCGUGUUUUCUUGAUCGCAAACAAGGAACGUCACCCAUUCCUUGUCAACUUGCACGCUUGUUUCCAAACUGAAACUCGUAUCUAUUUCGUCAUGGAGUAUAUCAGUGGUGGUGAUCUCAUGCUGCACAUUCAGCGUGGUCAAUUCGGCCUCAAGAGGGCACAAUUCUAUGCCGCCGAGGUCUGCUUGGCACUUAAGCACUUCCACGAGAACGGUGUCAUCUACCGUGACUUGAAACUUGAUAACAUUUUGCUGACCCUGGAUGGUCACAUCAAAAUUGCCGAUUAUGGUCUUUGCAAGGAGAACAUGUGGUAUGGUGGCACAACAAGCACGUUCUGUGGUACUCCUGAAUUCAUGGGCCCAGAAAUUUUGCUGGACAAGAAGUAUGGACGGGCUGUGGAUUGGUGGGCAUUCGGUGUUCUCAUCUACCAGAUGCUUUUGCAGCAGUCUCCGUUCCGUGGUGAAGAUGAGGAUGAAAUCUACGAUGCCAUUCUUGCCGACGAGCCUCUCUACCCCAUUCACAUGCCUCGUGACUCCGUGUCGAUUCUCCAGAAGCUAUUGACUCGUGAGCCCGAGUUGCGUCUGGGCUCCGGUCCCACCGAUGCUCAGGAAGUGAUGUCUCAUGCCUUCUUCCGCAACAUCAACUGGGAUGACAUCUACCACAAGCGGGUUCCCCCGCCAUUCAUCCCCACAAUCAGCAGUCCCACCGAUACCAGCAACUUCGACCAGGAGUUCACCAGUGUGACUCCAGUCCUGACGCCUGUUCAAUCCGUACUUUCGCAAGCCAUGCAGGAAGAAUUCCGUGGAUUCUCUUACACUGCUGACUUUGCUUGA